AUGUUUAACCAGGUAGUCAAAUACACCACUUCAGAGGAGAGUAUCUACACCGGUGAUCGUACACAUCAACACAUUUCACUUCAGUUCUGGGAAGAAAAUAGGAACUGGUGUGAUCGCGUGACAGGUGGUGGGGCUGCGUUCGUUUCCUGUGUUUUCUUGGUAUGGAGAAGUCUGUCGAUGACGUCAGCAAGAGCUGUGAACUUUCUUUCAUGUGUUUUUUGCUGUGAAUUUGAAGUGUGA
This is a messenger RNA of Lactuca virosa, 240 nucleotides long. Lineage: Eukaryota; Viridiplantae; Streptophyta; Magnoliopsida; Asterales; Asteraceae. The record is from the annotation of a GenBank genome assembly.